AUGUACAGUGAAAAAGGAGAAUGCCCAGUCCUCGAUUCCUCUUGUAGCUCACAAACUGACACACUAUCACUGUCUUCUGAGACUGAUGACAGUGCUGGACCAAGCUCCAAGAGACCUCGAUUUGACGAGACUUUUGAGGCAAAACAGUUUGUCAAUGGAAUUAUGGAGGAAAAGGCAGGAGGACCUGCGAUUUUGGCUGAAUAUAAAGAACAUGGCAAACUCAAAGACUCAACACGGCGACACUUAGUCAAUAUUGUAGUUGCAUACGUAACUGACAAAGAAGGACGCGUCCCUUCCAAAGAAACAAAAAUUCGUUGUGCUUUGGGAAAUGUAACACUAUUCCCAUCACUGAAGGAUCCAUACUCAACAACUGGAUAUGUACUUCAAGACUUUAACAUCAAAUUUGGCACAGAAACAGCUUCCAGACUUCUUGAACAAUGGGACGGUCUAAAGCCCAAGGUCAUCUCAAAGGCAAAAACCCUUACUUCCAACUUGCAUCUCAACAGCCUGCUUGCAGCUGCUCAGGGCAAUGGACAAAACAAUGAGCCUGAAUGGCAAGGAUGGGACAGCGACAUGUCCUCUAUUUUACUCCUGGGCUACCUUUUGCCACCUUCAGCUGGUGGUAGGAACAAAUCCAUCAAGAUAAGCAUCCAGGAGGCUAUGGACUAUAUCGUGCAGUUUCACAAGUCUUGCCGCAGUCUAACUGAACACAUUGAGAAGACUGAGGGUCUUCAACCACAUCUCCUUGCAGUUGGCUCGGCAAAGAACAACAUCCACAAUUUCUAUAUUGUGUUGGAUGGACAACUCAUCCCAUGCCAGGCAAAGUCUUCCCUUGCUGCUUUUGAUGAACUUUUUAAAGCAUAUUUUGUCUUUAGUGUGUCAUACCCCCACUGCUUAAAUGCCAUGUAUACGUUCAUCCAGACAACAAUCUACUAG
This is a messenger RNA of Xyrauchen texanus (razorback sucker), 936 nucleotides long. RefSeq lists its product as uncharacterized. Bases 1 to 936 code for a protein of 311 amino acids. The transcript is spliced from 7 exons. The record is from RefSeq and is a predicted model, not a curated record. Lineage: Eukaryota; Metazoa; Chordata; Actinopteri; Cypriniformes; Catostomidae.